This is a messenger RNA of Paramecium pentaurelia, 360 nucleotides long. Lineage: Eukaryota; Ciliophora; Oligohymenophorea; Peniculida; Parameciidae. The record is from the annotation of a GenBank genome assembly.
AUGAAAGAGAAGGGUGAAAAACAUGCCACCUAAUAUAAAUCUUACCAAAGAACUCCUCAUCAAUAAUUCCAAUUUCAAUCUCUACUUUCUAUUAGACACUUAUGGAAGCAACAACACAACCAAGGCGACAUAUCUUCUCCCUCAAAAGUUCUAUUUAUUCUAAAUAAACUAUUCCUAAUAAGACCAAAGUUCUAGAAAUUUACUAUUAAGAACAUCCCUAGUCAAAAAGAAUAUAUCUUCAAUCAACCACUUUAAUGUUGUUAAUACUACAAUUCAGAAAGUAUGCAAUUAAAGGAUUUAAUUGAAUUUCAUAUUAAUUACCAUCAAAAAUUCUCUUCAAAUUCAUCAACCAAAGUUUGA